AAACCCCCUUCCCCCAAAAUUUUUGAUCUCCCUCCUCCGGUCCUCCUCCCCUGCCCCUCCCUACCAAAUCCGCCGGGCCAAACCCUAGAGGAGCCGGCCGCCAUUCCUCCGGAGGCGAGCGGGUUGGGGGAGAGCGCCGCCAUGAGCCGCCGUCGCGCCAGCCAGGUGCAGGCGCAGGCGCAGGCGCAGGCGCUCAUCGACCUGGACAGCGACGCUGAGGAUGAGUCCCAAAAUAAGCGUUCCCGAACAAGUAGAACGACAGCAUUGAAGACAUCUGGGAGACCCAAACAUGUAUUACCUUCCUUUUAUGAUAACCUCCCCAAAAACAGAAGCUCACGCAAUGCAACUAGCAGGAGGGACAAGGGGAAUCAAGACAAGUUGAAUACUGAUAUUUUUGAAUUAUACAUGGAGGAUCUUUGGAAGCACAUUGAUGAAGACAAGAAGAGUGCUUAUGCGUACUUUGAUUCUUUAUGGUUUAACAUGUAUUACCGUGGGCGUAAUAUACCAAAUGUCCUUAAAUGGAUAAAGGCUAAGAGAAUAUUUUCAAGACAAUAUGUUUUUGUUCCUAUUGUUUGUUCUGGACACUGGAGCCUCCUUGUCUUAUGCCACUUUGACGAGGCAAACUGCUCUGAUAUUAAGAAGGGACCACGCAUGAUAGUACUGGACUCACUUAAUACGACAGAUCCGACGAGGUUGCAAUCAUACAUCAGAAAAUUCAUUGUUGACAUUUACGAAACCGAAGAGCGGGAAGAAAGCAAGCAGUUCAUUAACAAAAUCCGCCUCGAGUUUCCCAAGGUGCCACAGCAAAAUGGGGAUGAGUGUGGGAUUUAUGUUCUUUAUUUCAUCCAGUGUUUUCUUCAGAACAAAAAACUAGCAGAAGUUCUUGAAAACAAAAAAUUGGAAGAAGAUUUCACCCAGCUGCUUGAUGAUGGCUGGUUUAACCCAGAGGAACUAGAGAACCUCCGCAAGGAUAUCCAUUCGUUCCAAGCGAAUCGGAAUAGCGAAAUUGCAGAUUAUGGUACAUAACAAGAUGGUGCCAAGUAUAUUAGUUGGCACCAUCAUCCAAUAUAGUAGUAUAUACAUUCUGCUGAGUUUCAUCUUCACAAGCGGCUCAUUGAGGAAAUUUGAACAUUGUUUGAGAAUCUAUUGUAGUGCAGUUUUAUGCAUGGAAGAGAGAUAUUUAUACUUGCCCAAACAUAGAGCUUCGUUGACAGCUAGUUUCCAGUCCUGCAGACCGACUCUUGGGGUGUUCCUUUUCCUCAAAGAAGCUUAGAUGUUAAUACAUUUAUCAUAUUCUAGCAAUUAAACUCGGUAGCUAUACAUUAUGUCAGGAACUGCUAGGUGAGAUUACCGUCACCCUUUCGGAAAUAUUGUAGCAGGGGUGCAUACCAUGUACUAGUGUAUGUAUUUGCACUCGAGCAAUGUUGUAUGAGACCCCUAUAAUAUCUGGGUAACACAAUUACAGUUGCCUACUCGUGCUGAAAUGGUGUCGUGGUAGCUAGAAAUUCGCGGCAUGUGCUGUGGCUAUCAUGUUGCUGGGAUCUGAUGUGUAUGCUGUUGCUGUUGUGCCCGAUAGAGAUCAGAUCACAUGAGGUGUGUGGUGCCCGGGAGCUCAAAUGCAGUGGAUAAUUCUGUGCCAUGUCUGUGAACAUGCACUGGCAUCA
Messenger RNA from Setaria italica (foxtail millet), 1664 nucleotides. Its product is annotated as probable ubiquitin-like-specific protease 2A. NCBI's taxonomy places the organism in Eukaryota, Viridiplantae, Streptophyta, Magnoliopsida, Poales, Poaceae. Gene Ontology annotation, biological process: proteolysis. The coding region runs from base 142 to 1026 and encodes 294 amino acids. The transcript has 9 exons. Gene Ontology annotation, molecular function: cysteine-type peptidase activity. The record is from RefSeq and is a predicted model, not a curated record.